Molecule: messenger RNA, 521 nt
Organism: Zootoca vivipara (common lizard)
Lineage: Eukaryota; Metazoa; Chordata; Lepidosauria; Squamata; Lacertidae
Gene: RPLP1
Product: ribosomal protein lateral stalk subunit P1
Biological process (GO): cytoplasmic translation; translational elongation
Cellular component (GO): cytosolic large ribosomal subunit; ribosome
Molecular function (GO): protein kinase activator activity; ribonucleoprotein complex binding; structural constituent of ribosome
Source: RefSeq, a predicted model, not a curated record
CGGCCGCGAGAGGCCUUCCCUUUUUCCAAGCUCCCUCAGCGAGGCGCGCAAGGUGCUGUGUCCUUCGGUAGAAGCUAAGGCCGAUUUCCCAGCCGGCGACUAGCACCGCGCACCGACCCCCGACUACCCGCCAUGGCCUCCGUCUCCGAGCUCGCCUGCAUCUACUCCGCCCUCAUUCUGCACGACGACGAAGUCACCGUCACGGAGGACAAAAUCAAUGCCCUAAUCAAAGCAGCUGGAGUGAAUGUUGAACCUUUCUGGCCUGGACUAUUUGCAAAGGCCUUGGCCAACAUUGACAUUGGAAGCCUCAUCUGUAAUGUAGGAGUUGGUGGUGGUGCUCCAGCGGCUUCAGCCCCUGCUGGUGGAGGGGCACCUGCUGGUGCUGCUGCUCCUGCUGAGGAGAAGAAAGAGGAAGAAAAGAAAGAAGAGUCAGAAGAAUCCGAUGAUGACAUGGGCUUUGGUCUCUUUGACUAAGCAAACUUUUUGUACUCUUUGCUAAUAAAGAUACAAAAGCAUGUAAA